Messenger RNA from Acytostelium subglobosum LB1, 1317 nucleotides. RefSeq lists its product as hypothetical. Gene Ontology annotation, molecular function: protein binding. The record is from RefSeq and is a predicted model, not a curated record. The transcript has 3 exons. The coding region runs from base 1 to 1317 and encodes 438 amino acids. Lineage: Eukaryota; Evosea; Eumycetozoa; Acytosteliales; Acytosteliaceae.
AUGUCCAUUGACAAGCUACCACCCACCAUCGGCACAUUGCUCUGCAAGGAGUUGUUGCUGGGCGAGAAUGACUUGACUACGCUGCCCGAGGAGAUUGGCAAGCUGGUCAACAUCGAGAUCUUGGACGCCUCCAAGAACAGGAUCACGUCGAUCCCCAUCGAGAUUGGCCUGCUUCGCACACUCAAGCAGCUCUACCUCUCGAACAACAAGCUGUUCUGCACGCCGCUACCCGCCAAGCUGGGCGACUUGCGCACGCUCACCAAGCUCGACCUCUCGGGCAACCAGCUCGACGAGCUGCCCGUCGAGUUGUCCAACCUCGAGAACCUCGAGUACCUCGACCUCUCGGACAACCAGCUCACCUCCUUCCCAUUGGAGUACGGCAAGUUGCAUCAGAUGCAGACGUUCAACAUCAGCAAGAACCAGCUCAAGGUGCUGCCCGCUGAGAUCUCGGGAUGGGUGCGUCUGCUCGAGCUCAACGUGUCGCUCAACCAGCUGAUCACGCUGCCCAGCCAGAUCACUCUGCUCGGCCAGCUGUCAACUCUGAACGUCAGCUCAAACAAGCUGCAGCAGCUACCCGAGGAGCUGUCGCAGAUGGUCUCGCUCACAGACCUCGACCUCAAGGAGAUCCCCUACGACAUUGGCACGCUGAUCAACCUCCAGAAGCUCGACCUCUAUGGCAACAACAUGAAGAUCGUACCUCGCGAGAUUGGCAACCUUGUCAACCUUCAAUCGUUGGACAUCCGUAACAACUUGUUGUUGCUGGACAACAUCCCCACAGAGAUUGGUCGUCUCGUCAACUUGAAGAAGCUCUCUGUCUCUGGCAACAAGCUGGUGGCACUGCCAGCCGAGAUCUGCACACUCACCAACCUCAAGGAGUUGGAGUGUGCCAGCAACCAACUCCAAGCGAUCCCAGCCGAGAUUGGCAACCUCACUCAACUCAACAAGAUCAACUUCUCUGCCAACAAGCUUACAGCCAUUCCAUCGACCUUUGGAAACCUUGCAGAGUUACAGAUCAUGGACUUGAAGAGCAAUGAGAUUUCAGAGCUGCCAGAGACACUUGGCGGACUCAAGGCCAUCACCAAGAUCGAUCUCAGCCACAACAUGUUGACAGAGUUGCCUUGGGAGUUUGGUGACCUGCUCACACUGUCCGUGCUGGACGUCAGCCACAACCCAUUGACCAUCCCACCCAACCCAAUCGUCAUGAAGGGCACAGAGGCCAUUGUGCAAUGGUUGAAGAAGAAUGAGAAGGAGGGACGCAAGGGCAAGGUGUCCGGUUUGGAGAUCCAGCAGCAAGAGGAGGAGGGCAAGAAGAAAUAA